AUGCCGGCCACUCUCCGCAAGCAGCGGCAGCGCUGCCGCUGCGCGCGGAGAGGUCCGCGAAGCCUGGGCGCGCUGAUCUCAGCGCGCGCAGGCUUCGGCAUGCCGGCAACUCUCCGCGAGCAGCGGCAGCGCUGCCGCUGCUCGCGGAGAGGUCCGCGAAGCCUGGGCGCGCUGAUCUCAGCGCGCGCAGGCUUCGGCAUGCCGGCAACUCUCCGCGAGCAGCGGCAGCGCUGCCGCUGCUCGCGGAGAGGUCCGCGAAGCCUGGGCGCGCUGAUCUCAGCGCGCGCAGGCUUCGGCAUGCCGGCAACUCUCCGCGAGCAGCGGCAGCGCUGCCGCUGCUCGCGGAGAGGUCCGCGAGCCUGGGCGCGCUGA
Podarcis lilfordi (Lilford's wall lizard) is the source of this 372-nucleotide messenger RNA. The record is from the annotation of a GenBank genome assembly. Lineage: Eukaryota; Metazoa; Chordata; Lepidosauria; Squamata; Lacertidae.